Prorocentrum cordatum is the source of this 300-nucleotide messenger RNA. Lineage: Eukaryota; Dinophyceae; Prorocentrales; Prorocentraceae. The record is from the annotation of a GenBank genome assembly.
AUGAUUGACGCGCUGGCGCUCGCCAGCGGCUCCUGGCUCGUGCCGCGCAGGCUGCUGAGGUUCGGGGCGCGCCGCUCGUCCCUGUGGCUGCUGCUGACCGUGUUCCUGGCCCAGGCUGGCAGGGUCGGGACCUUCGAGAGGUGGGUGUGGCAGCUCGCCGACGUGGUCCUGGACGCCUACGUGGUCGGCGCCGCCGCCGCGUGCCUCGCCGCGAGCCGCCUCGAGCUGCCGAGCGGCGCGUGGCUCCUGGCGGUGCUGGCUCCGUUCCUGGUGCUCGACCCCGGGGAGCUGGUCGCCAUC